AUGUCAGAAGUGGACAACGAUCGCUCACAGACGAUGCCUCAGGAAGAGGGCAAAAAGGGAGCUGCAAACAUUACCGGUGAUGCCGGCCCUGACGCCCAAGUUGCGCAGCCCAAACCGAGUAUGUUGAAGAAAAUAUGGGCGAAAUUGGGUCUCGAUAUUCCCACAGUUCUCUUGAUGCUCAAGGGAGGACUGCCUCCAGCCAUUGCACUCGCAGCUUACCAGAGUGAUGAGUGGGCGAAACAGUACUCGACCCUGGGAUAUCUAAUCGCAAUCACGUCUUUUUUGUCUCUCCCAAUCCUCCCGCGGGCAAAAUUUGUCCAGUCCAUGGCAAUAUCCAUCAUCACGGUCUGCUUUGCUGCCGCCGUUUCCCUGCUGUCGAUACAAUGCGCUGUUGCUGCACGUCAACGAGGAGUCCACCCCCCCAGCUCUACAACCACUGGUUCCUCUGGGAGUAAGCAAAGUCUGCAAUACAGUUCGGCAGCCAAUGUUACGGCCUGCGUCUGGCUGUUCUUCUGGCUAUGGUUUGCAAAUUCGAUGCGGGCAGCCCGUCCCCAACUCUUCAUCGUAUCCAUUCAAUUCACCAUCUUCGUGGUUGUCGCCUCUACUUAUACUCCGACAUUUCCGAAUAUGGCAGCUGGGAUGAGCUUUGUGGAUCGACUGUUGAAGGUGUUUUUGACUGGAUAUGCUUUGGCCACUGCUGUGUCACUGCUCGUAAUACCAUUUUCCUCGAGGCUGAUCGCGAAAAAACAAAUUGCCGGCGUUCUUGGCUUGAUGAAAGCCUCUCUGUCCAUACACACAGCCUAUCUGCACGGUAUCACCACUUCUCAGACAGGCAGCCCAGGGCUCUUGGACGAGAAUGGGAACCCGUUGCCGCUACAUGCGAAUCCCGAAGCCCGGGUGUCCAUGAAGUCUGCCGAAGAAGCAGCUCAGAAGUUGAAGGCAACAAUCCAAAAAGCUAGUCAACUUUUUGGGCAGUUAAAGCUUGAGAUUGGGUUUGCUAAGAAAGAAAUCGGAUGGGGUAAGUUGAAACCAGAAGACUUCGGUCAAAUCUGGGAAAGAUUGCAGCACAUCCUCCUUCCAGUGGCUGGCUUGUCAACCUUUGUGGAUAUCCUUCAAUCGGUGAAACGCCACAAGGCCGAAGGAGAAAAUUUGAUUUCCGACCUGGACGCCAUUGAGGCUAUCAGACGGCUCGAGGCGGAGGAAUGGCAUGAAGUUGUCGUCAUGUCACGCGUUCCAUUCUGGAAAAUGAAGACCACUCUGAUAGACGGCCUGAAUCACGUUGCCUAUGUGCUGGAACUCACGCCUCGACCAAAGAGUCCCGAGAAAGAUAUCGAGACCUCCGCAGGUACAUCUCCAGCGCCAGGAGAUCCUGCCUUUUGUGAGUACCUGAAGGAACAGAUGGCCAUUUUCCAAGCCCAUCGGCAAGAAACAAUGCAAAAGUGGUGUGAGAAAAAGGGUAUAGAAGUGCCCGCGAGAUUCUGGGAAGAUGCAUCCUCUCAAUACAAUUUCACAGACGCAAGCUCUGUCCACGAGACCGUUCGACAAAAGCAGAACCACCAACAACUAUAUCUGAUCCUCUAUCUCGAGUAUCUCCUAUUCGCAGUCUGUCAGGCCGUGUUGGCUUUUGUUCUAUUUGCGGACUCGAAGGUGCGGGAUGGCACCAUGAGGAAGAACAGGCUGAUAUUUCCUGGUUGGAGACGGAUUCGCAAACUGAUGGAGAAUGCAUUCAAGCAAAUGGACGCUAGCGAAGGGUUGCAAGACGGACCAGCGUCGGGUAUCUACAUCUGGGUCGGAGACUCUCUCCAGAGACACAAGGACCCAGAACACCUACCGCCGACGAACUUGUAUCAGCGAGUGACAGACCGUCUGAGGAUCAUCCCUAAGUUUCUCGCAUCUGAUGCCGCGCAAUUUGGCUUCAGGGCGGCAACUGCGAGUAUCAGCCUGGCAAUUAUCGGCUACAUCCGCCAAACCCACAGCUUUUAUCUGGCCCAGCGUGGAAUCUGGGCUGUGAUCAUGGUCGCUAUCAGCAUGGGUGCGCAUGCCGGAGCCGGUGUCCAAGGAUUCCUUCUCCGCAUCCUGGGCACUGCCAUUUCCAUGGUCAUUUCGAUUACGGUGUGGUAUAUGGGUGACCAGAAACCCGCAGCUGUCAUUCCGCUGAUCUAUCUGGUCUUCGUCUGUGGCAUUUAUGUGAUACUAAAACACCCCAAACAACUCAUCACGGCCGUCAUCUCCAUUGUCACCACCAUUUUGAUUAUCGGAUAUGAGCUCCAAGAUAAGAAGGUUGGCACAGAGGUGCUCAGCAGCAAUGGACAAGCGUUCUAUCACGUCUACCUGCUUGCUCCAUAUCGUCUAGUCAGCGUUGUGGCAGGUUUGACCGUCGCUUUCUUCUGGACCUACUUCCCGUAUCCCGUCACCACGCACGCCACUCUCCGUAAAGACCUUGGCUCAACACUAUAUCUGAUGGCAAACUUCUACUCUUGCAUGCAUUCCACCGUCGAACUCUGUCUUCGAACCAGGCCCGAUCUCGCUAUUGACAAGAAAAACGACCCCAAGCGCAAGCUGGACAAGGCCCGCCGCCGGGUAUUCGACAAACUGAUGGUUAUGAUGAAUCGGCUCCGCGAACACAGCCAGUUCAUCAAGUACGAACCAACAUUUGGCGGGAAAUUUCCCAAGGAGACUUACGACGAGUUGAUUGUACACAUGCAAUCCCUCUUCAACUAUAUGGCGCUCACUGCAUACUCGACCACGGCGUUCUCUCACGACGGCCCGGAAUCCGAGUGGCUGAAGGAUUUCAAGCGGCUCACCGAGAAAUCGACAAUCACCUCGCACGCGCUCACCUCGACCCUGUGCCUCGUCUCGGCCAGUGUCACAAACGCCCAGCCACUCCCGCCGUACAUCAGCGUCACGCGGCCCAUUGACAUCGCCGGCCAACUAGCCAUGAUCGACCCAGGCAUUCUGAGCAUCAAGCACAUCAACGAACCGUGCUACGCAGCGUUCGCCGUCCUGGAGAUUGCAAGCAUCCUCAUUAUGCAGGAAAUGGUCGCCGUGCUUGCCAAGGUCCGCGACCUGGUCGGCGAGGUCGACUUCUCAGUGCACUUUGGUCCGUCUGGCUCCGUAUCCCAGAGCGACUCAACCUUGGGCCAAAGGAAGGACCUAGCUAACGGUGACGAGGCUGGGGGAAAAGGCAAGGUUGAUUGA
Messenger RNA from Fonsecaea nubica, 3198 nucleotides. RefSeq lists its product as hypothetical. The coding region runs from base 1 to 3198 and encodes 1065 amino acids. The record is from RefSeq and is a predicted model, not a curated record. The transcript is spliced from 3 exons. NCBI's taxonomy places the organism in Eukaryota, Fungi, Ascomycota, Eurotiomycetes, Chaetothyriales, Herpotrichiellaceae.